Lingula anatina is the source of this 1743-nucleotide messenger RNA. RefSeq names its product ras-related protein Rap-1A. NCBI's taxonomy places the organism in Eukaryota, Metazoa, Brachiopoda, Lingulata, Lingulida, Lingulidae. Gene Ontology annotation, cellular component: membrane. Gene Ontology annotation, biological process: Rap protein signal transduction. The record is from RefSeq and is a predicted model, not a curated record. Gene Ontology annotation, molecular function: GTPase activity; GTP binding.
UUCCAGCAAGUAGAAGUAGAUGGCAACCAGUGUAUGCUAGAGAUCUUGGAUACAGCCGGCACUGAACAAUUUACAGCCAUGCGUGACCUGUACAUGAAGAAUGGCCAAGGGUUUCUCCUGGUAUAUUCCAUCACAGCCCAGUCCACCUUUAAUGACCUCCAGGACCUGAGAGAACAGAUCCUCAGAGUGAAGGAUACGGAAGAUGUUCCCAUGAUCCUGGUGGGUAACAAGUGUGACUUGGAAGACGAGAGAGUUGUGGGCAAAGACCAAGGACAGAAUUUGGCAAGAGCUUGGAACUGCGCCUUCCUAGAGACCUCAGCAAAGUCAAAAAUUAAUGUUAAUGAAAUAUUCUAUGACUUAGUUCGCCAGAUUAACAAGAAAAGUCCUCAUAGAAUGCAGGGCAAGGAAAAGAGCAAGUGCUGUUGUCUUCUCCUUUAGAAUACAGCAGGAUUUGAACAUUGACAUCAUUUCAUAAAUGAAGCCAAAAAACUUGGGACUUUUCAAUAUUGUGCAGAUGGUGGAACCUCUUAAUGACAACGGGACUUUCAAUUCCAAAAGAUGUCACUAAAAAGGACGUGCAUGACUUUAUGAUAGGUCUUUGAUUGGUCAUAAAUUGUCCAAUCACACUACCAGAAACUAAAGUUUCCUUAUCAAGAUCCAGAUCUCUGACACAUGGAACUACUUUCCAUUGCUGCUUUGAAACCAGAUAUUUCGACUGCGUGGUCAGCGUAAGAAAUUUUGGAAGUGUCAUGAAUUUUUCUGGAAAGUGUUUUAUGUUGCCAUCAGGAUUGCUUUCACAAUGGGAAAAUAAUUUAUGAUACAAAUUUAUGAUAACAGUUGUAUAUAUAAGAAUAACUGUCAACCCUUGAAUCAGGCCUUCAACUUGACCUUUCAUUUUACUGUUACAGGGCAGAAGUUGCUUUAAAUUCAGAAAAUGGUUGGUUGGAUGAAAACAACUAUAGUUAAAAUACUAGCUGAACAUGCUAACAAUGACAGUGAAAUCCGUUUUCACACUACAAUGUAUAUUAAAGAUGAUAUGGAAGUGGAAUUUUAUUAUUUUAUUCGUAAUUAUGUUUGGGUUUCUUUUCCAUUUUCAUGUCAAGCAUGAAUCAUGUUGCUUCAGUUGCUUAGAAAUGCUUGCUGUCGCCCCUUUAUUACAAGUGUAGCAAGCUAAUUGUAAUUUGGUUGGCUAUUCAGUGUUCAUGUAUUGAAGAUAUAAAUAUUGACAUCUUUUAAGUCAGAAAAUCUUUUUUUUUUUUGUGAGAAUAAUUAUGGAGACCUGGGCCCUGUAUCUCCAAAGCAUCGCGUACUGCGAAUAGCGAUAUCACAUAGAGGCUACAAUGUAUUAUAUGGGGCGAGUUAUGGGAACGAGACGCUUGUGCACGGUCACAAUGUGCGAUGCUUUCGAGAUACGGGGCCCUGAUUAUAACAGUUCUGUGCCAACAGAUAAUUUGGACAUUGCAUGCACUUUUUGAUGUUGCCUUAUUUAUAUGGACCUCAUUUUCCUUUUAAAUAAUAUCAAGGAUAUAAAUAGGUGUCGAGGUAUGGGAAAAAAAAGUGUGACGUUCAGUUCUCUCUGUCAAGAUGGUAAGGCCGGGUAUAAAAAGUGUUUUGUAGGGUAGUGUAGUAGUGUUGUAUAUAUCAUUGGUUUAAGUCAGAUGCGGUGGGAGGCCAGACUUUUUUAUUCUCGUUUUAUGGGCCAGACAAGUCUUGGUAAAUAAAGAAAAUCAAAAUGCAACAUUA